Vespa crabro (European hornet) is the source of this 1143-nucleotide messenger RNA. Its product is annotated as leukocyte receptor cluster member 1 homolog. The coding region runs from base 150 to 1073 and encodes 307 amino acids. The transcript is spliced from 3 exons. Lineage: Eukaryota; Metazoa; Arthropoda; Insecta; Hymenoptera; Vespidae. The record is from RefSeq and is a predicted model, not a curated record.
UAAUUACGGUAUUAAAAUAUCUUUGGUGCUUUGAAUAAUAAUUGUUAAUUAGUAAAAUAAAGGAAAAUACUAUUCGAAGUAUUUGUGUAAUAUUAUGUUAUAGAAUUGAAUACUGUUUAUUUCUUUGAAGAAACAGAUUUUCAACAAAAAUGAAUAUUUUACCUAAAAAAAGAUGGCAUGUUCGAACGAAAGAAAAUAUAGCUCGUGUAAGACGAGAUGAAGCAAAAGCUGCAGAAGAAGAACGAGUUAAACAAGAACGUAUUCAAAAAGCAGAAACCGAAGCACGUAUUAACUUUCUAAGGCAGCAAGCAAGAACUAAGUAUGAUGGGCGGGCUGAUACAUCUAACAUUACAGCAGAAAUAUCUACUGGUUCUUCAGAACAUGUUAAUUUUUUUUCUGAUCUUGAGAAAGGUAAAAUUGAUUAUAAUAAACCUAAUGUAGAUCAUGAAAAAGAAAAGAAGGAGGAAAAAGAAAAAUAUGAGAAACAAAUUGGUUAUCUUACAUAUCUUGGACAAGAUACGAAUGAAGCAUUAAGGAAAAAGAACUGGUAUGAAGAAUUACCUAAAAGAUUAACAGAUAAAGAUAAAGAUAUUGAAGUAGAAAUGAAAAAGAAGGUUUUACAUGAUCCUAUACAAGAUAUGAAGAAAUACUUAAGCAUAAUGGGCAGUGUUUGUUCAGAAAAACAUGUGAAGACUGAAAUAACAAGUGUUAAAAGACGACAUUAUGAUUUAGAUGAUUCUGAUAAUGAAAUGGAGAAAAGGAGUUCUGGAAAGAAAAAUAAAAAACAUAAGAAGAAAUAUAAAAAGCAAAAGAGAGAAAAAAAUGAUACUUCUGAUGAAUCUUCAGAAAAAUCUAAGAUUACAACAAAUAUAGAAAAAUUAAGAGCGGAAAGAUUAUUAAGAGAGCAGAAGGAGAAAUUAAGAGCAGAAGUAUUGGUUGCUAAGUUGAGGGGAGAUCCUUUGCCUAUUAGUUUAUCUGAGGAAAUACCUAAACCUUCUGUUAAACAAAAGUAUAACUCACAGUUUUUCCCAGAAAUUGCUAGACAAAAUGCAGAAAGAACACCUCGUAGCUAAGUUUAUAUAUAUUAUAUAUGUAUAUAUUUUUUAUAUUUAUGUUACGUGUAUAUAUAUUCUUUAUAUGUAU